This is a messenger RNA of Schistocerca gregaria, 732 nucleotides long. Its product is annotated as chaperone protein DnaJ-like. Bases 12 to 518 code for a protein of 168 amino acids. The record is from RefSeq and is a predicted model, not a curated record. Gene Ontology annotation, cellular component: endoplasmic reticulum. NCBI's taxonomy places the organism in Eukaryota, Metazoa, Arthropoda, Insecta, Orthoptera, Acrididae. Gene Ontology annotation, biological process: protein folding in endoplasmic reticulum. Gene Ontology annotation, molecular function: protein-folding chaperone binding; misfolded protein binding. The transcript has 4 exons.
AACACUAAAUCAUGUCAUGUGCGACCAUCAAGUACACUGUCCUCGGGUGCAAAUUGUUAUUUGCACUGCUGAUAGUGUCAUCUCUGGUAGAGCUUUUAGAAGCUCGCACGCAUACUGAAUAUUACGACAUAUUGGGUGUAUCACCUAAUGCAUCAGAAAGAGCUAUACGCAAGGCAUAUCAUAAAUUGUCAGCCGAGUGGCACCCCGAUAAAGCUCAAAACGAGGAGGAGCGUAAAAUUUUUCAUGAGAACAUGAUAAAAAUCAACAAAGCAUUUGAAACCCUGGUUGAUCCGGAGAAGCGCAGCCGAUAUGAUCGAUAUGGUGAAGAUAUGGAGGGGAAUUCAGGUUACGGUGGACGCGCUAUGAGUUUUGAAGAUUUAAUCAACCAAGUUUCAUUGUUUUCAUUUGGCGGACAUGGCUUUGGCGGACACGGUUUUGGUGGGGGGGCCGGACAGACUUGUAUGCAGACGACAACUUGUAAUAAUGGCAUAUGUACAGUUCGUACUAUUUGCCAGUAAUCUCACUCUCUGGUCUUGUUAUUUCAAGACUUUGAAACUGAUAUCAAGGGGUUUGCAAUGUUGCUUGUACCAUCUUCUAUCAUUCUCCCAACUUUUCAUGCGUAUUCAAACCAUGUUAUGUCAAUAAUCAUGACCUGUGUUGCACCGCGAUACUAAGCAUAUAUAAGAAUUUUAUGGUGAAUGAAUCUAAGGGGAUUAUUAGCUGCUCAUGACA